ACAUGCGGAACCUCCAGCACAAUAUAUGCGGCGUUCACAGUGAACGGUCUUAAAUCUUGUUGCUCUACACGACUUCGUAGUGGGUCAAGUAUCAAAGUGAAAGGUGCAGUUGUAAAGAGUAAGGUUGUACAGGGGAACAAAUGGCUUUUUCGCGAAACGACAUCGCAAGAUACCUCUUUGUGAUAAUAUGGAUGUCUAUAAAUGUUGCCCUGUUUGUAUCUACAUAUUUAAAUUAUGGGACAACAAAGAAGUACCAUUACUUGAGAACAAUUAUCAAGGUAUGGUUAAAAUCUAGAAUUGCUGACACUGUCGGGGCUUGUGAUAGUAUCCAGCAUGAAGUAGAGGUAUACAAGACAGUAUCGCUAUUCUCUUGCAUGAGAUCGGCUUUGCAUAAAGAGUUUGGAGUAAAUGACAGUGGAAUGAAAGAUAUCGGUGACUGUCCAAGGCUGGCUGUAGAUGGGCCUUUUGGUACAUCAAGCACUGAUGUGUUCAAGUACAAUGUCAUUAUGUGUAUUGGUGCUGGUAUUGGAGUAACUCCAUUCGCAUCCAUCCUGAAGUCUGUCUGGUAUCGCCACAACCAACGUUAUGGUGACCUGGCAAUCAAGAAAGUGUACUUUUUCUGGAUCUGCCGGGACACAAAUGCGUUUGAGUGGUUCACAGACCUCUUGAAGCAUUUGGAAAUUCAGAUGGCUGAGAUGAACAUGACUGACCUUGUGGAGUACAAUAUCUACCUCACUGGAUGGGACACUAAACUGGCUAUUCAAACCACCAUGCACCAGGGUGCAGCAGAUAACAUCACACAUUUGGAAGCUAAGACACAAUAUGGCAGACCAGCAUGGAACAAGAUUUUUAAAGACAUUGCUGACAAACACAAAGGGACUGAAAUUGGAGUAUUCUUCUGUGGACCAAGUGUUUUGUCUCAUGUGUUGCACAAAACCGCCAACCAAUGCAGUGAUCAGAGCACUGGAGUGAAGUUUUCCUACAACAAGGAGAACUUCUAAUCAACCAUGGCCAGCGAAGACGGUGUUAGUCAUGCAUAUGACUAAUUUGAAAAUCUUUGUGUUGUCAGUAUUCAGUCUUCAUAGACUGAAACUAAUGUUUCCGCACAAGGCAUAAUUAGGAUAAAAAUAUUGAGCUAUCUGAUGUACUUCAGGCUCCAGUUGUUUUCGAAGGAUAUUAGCUGAAUA
Messenger RNA from Orbicella faveolata, 1187 nucleotides. RefSeq names its product NADPH oxidase 2-like. Gene Ontology annotation, cellular component: plasma membrane; NADPH oxidase complex. Gene Ontology annotation, molecular function: superoxide-generating NAD(P)H oxidase activity. Gene Ontology annotation, biological process: superoxide anion generation; defense response. Lineage: Eukaryota; Metazoa; Cnidaria; Anthozoa; Scleractinia; Merulinidae. The record is from RefSeq and is a predicted model, not a curated record.